Pichia kudriavzevii is the source of this 1968-nucleotide messenger RNA. RefSeq lists its product as uncharacterized. The transcript has a single exon. Lineage: Eukaryota; Fungi; Ascomycota; Pichiomycetes; Pichiales; Pichiaceae. The record is from RefSeq and is a predicted model, not a curated record. Bases 1 to 1968 code for a protein of 655 amino acids.
AUGUCCGACACAACUUCACAAAGAAACCAUCAGGAACAAGUACCAGGAGGAGCAAAUGCCCAUAUUACUAAUGACAGAAACCUAACUCCAAGGACGCUCGAGGAAGCAGGGAUUACACUACACCCCGAUGGUCAUUACACAUUGCCUGCUGUUGAAGUUCAGUAUAGAGGCGGUCAUACACAGACUUUAUUGAUUGAUGUGGGAAGUAUGAUGGUCCAGCCUACUGUUAUAACUACCACAUCAUUAGCAACUGUAAGUGAUUUAUUACGAAAUCGUGGGAACGGGACAUCGAAUAAUUCUGAACGUGGGAACCAAGACUUGUUUGAUUCAGCAGGCCAAAACUUUUUUCCACCAUCUCAUACACAAGCUAGUUUUGCAGAUGGACCGGUGAGUAGUGAUCAACACACUGACAAUUCAGCAAGAGAGGCACCAACGACAAAUAACAGUACUACGGAUAGUGAGAACCGCCGACCAAUAAGAGGUUUAGAUUAUCCUGCAUUUGACGUAUCAUCUAAUGGGAUCUACAAUGAUGAUUCACAACCGGCCUCUAGAAUUUUAGGACGUUUAUUUGAGCGUGCACUAGGAACAAGGGCAUCCAGCAUCCCUCCAACCCAAACCACGAAUACCCCAUCUAGGAAUACACCAGAGGUAUCGACAGAAGAAGCCGAUACAACAACAUCAUCAUCAACUUUACAUACAGUGUCACCAUCCACAAUGAAUCCAGUACACCAAACACCCUCAGAAUCUAGAAAUAUUAUUCUAACAGUUAACUAUGUCUACGGGUCAAACUCUGAUAACAACAGUGGGUCACUGCUUUUAUAUGUUCCAAACAUUGACGAUAACAAUGAAGAAAAUGUUGGAGUUUUGGUAAGGUUGACUACAGAGAUUGCUUUGAGGACUAUCGCAACCGCACUAAAAAAAUCAGCAGGUGUUUCCAAAGAAAUAUUUGAUCAGCUGGAAGUCAAAAGAGUGGAAGAAUUAAACGAAUCAGAUAGUGAAUGUCCAAUUUGUUAUGAUAAAUACGUGAAUAAAGAUGAAUGUAGUACAAUGAAGAGGAAAAGGGUUGAUGGAGAAGAAGAACCAAAAAAUGGUUAUAUUAAGCGGGCAAAGAAUAAUUCUGGUGAGUCUACCCCUCUUGAGGAUUCUUCCAAGGACGAACCGAAGGAGGAAGGUUCCAAAUCAUCCUUGAAACAUUACCCUGUUGCUAUGAAGUGUGGCCAUAUUUUUGGGGCUUCGUGUCUUCAAGAAUGGCUUAAAACCAACAAUAGCUGUCCUCUUUGUAGGGAUAAGUUACCAAAUAAAUUGGAAACUGAAAAUAAUGGGGCAAGAUAUAUUACCAUAACUUUACCCAAUUUGGCUAGGAUAAUUGGUAUCAGUAGGCCGCUAAUUCAAAAUUUCAACAACCGACAAAUGACUUUUACAUUGUCAGAUGAUCAAGACAGUGUUCCUAAUGAUAUCGUUAUUGAUACCAGAAGCCCGUUUCCCAAUACGUCUAAUACCGCACCAACUCUUGAUAUUCCAGAGAGGUCUCCACAAAUAGGGGAAACCAAUUCCACCAAUUCAGCUGGUGGCAAUAACGGAAAUACCCCAAAUAACGGGCAAUCUCUUCUUAACUUUAUACGUGAUGUCAUUUCAUCAUUUGCACCUAGAAACACCUCAGGUAAUGGUAGGGUGACACAACAUACUCCUAGACCUUUUAGGAGUGUUUCUAGAACGCCACCUCAAUUCGGUGGAAUAUUCCCACCAUUAGGUGUCGAGUCUCGACGUACCGCAAAUGGAGUUGAAACCAGGGAGUUAUCUUCAUUAGAUAAUUCGUCAACAGUGUCGAUGGCAGAACGUGUUCGGGAAGCAACUCGCCCAGGUGAUUCUAACGAAGAAGGAACCAAUUUUCAACAUGAACACGCUAGUGGCGUUCGACCUUCUAAUGACAACAGUAGUACCGACACAAACACUGGUACUAAUCCAUAA